Messenger RNA from Closterium sp. Naga37s-1, 1608 nucleotides. The record is from the annotation of a GenBank genome assembly. NCBI's taxonomy places the organism in Eukaryota, Viridiplantae, Streptophyta, Zygnematophyceae, Desmidiales, Closteriaceae.
AUGGAUAGUCCACCUGCGCCUUCGCUCCCGCAAGCAGCCGCCGGUACUAGUAUAGCCAUUCCUCCCCCUAGUGUCACGUCCUGUACAGUCACAAACCCGCUCGCUGCGGCGAUCCCGGCGCGCAGUGUGACGCAAUCCACGUCUCCGGAGCGCAAGUACCAGCGCGCAUUGGAGAGCGCGUCAUUAGAGAGCGCGCACAAGCGCGCCAGCUCCGUCCGCUUCGCCGACGACGAUGACGUGGAGCCGGGCGGAAGCGGAGAUGCCGGCGGGGGCGGGGAAAGCGGCGGAGGCGGUGGAGGAGGAAGAGGCGGCGGAAGAGACGGCGGAAGAGGCGGCGGGUCGAGGGAGGCUAACGAACAAACGUUGGCGGAUGACGCGGCAUCGUCUGAUGGAAUAUCGCUCGAGUCGAUGAGCCGCGCGGGGAGUCAGCGGGAGCGCGAGGAGUGGCAGCUGGACUACAGCCAGUUCGAGGCGGCGCGGCGCGACCUCGACGACGGCCAUGGCCGGCUGCGAAUGCUCAGACGGCUGGCGGGGCGGAACCCCGUGGACGGAUACUACCGGCAGCAGAACGAGAUGAUUGACGGAUUCAGUGAGAUGGACGCGCUCAGUGAGCAGCUGCUGCCGCCCACUCCCAGUGAGGUGAGGGAGGCUCGGCAACUCCAGCGGCACGAGAUCAUGGCCGUGCAGGUAUCCAACGGCGCCAACGUGUGUCUCUUCAUAGUGAAGAUCAUCGCUUCAAUCGUCAGCGGCAGUCUCGCUAUUCUCGCAUCGACGCUCGACUCGCUGUUGGACCUGCUGUGCGGGUUCAUCCUCUGGUACACGGCGCGCACCAUGCGCCGCACCAACCCCUACAAGUACCCCAUUGGGAAGAGGCGCAUGCAGCCCCUGGGCAUCAUAGUGUUUGCGUGCAUCAUGGCGUCUCUCGGAUUCCAGAUCCUUCUAGAAGCAGUGCGCAAGCUCACAGACUCGAGCCACUCAGCGGGCCUAGGCGAGAAGUGGGGAGUGUAUGUGGGCAUCAUGGGGCUCGUCAUUCUCACCAAGCUCAUUCUCUUCCUCUACUGCCGCCUCUUCUCCGACGAUAUCGUUCAAGCCUACGCCCUUGAUCACAUGAUGGAUGUGGUAACCAACACCGUGGGCCUCACAGCAGCAGUGCUGGCGGGGGAGUACGCCUGGUGGAUCGACCCUGUCGGUGCCAUCUUUCUCGCCCUCUACACCAUGUUCAACUGGGGCAACACCGUGCGCGAGAACGUGCGCUCUUUAACAGGACGAACGGCGCCGCCCGCCUUCCUGCAGAAGCUGACGUACCUGUGCUGGAACCACCACCGGGCGAUCCUGGCCAUUGACACCGUGCGGGCGUACACGUUCGGAGCUUCAUAUUUCACUGAAGUGGAUGUCGUGUUGCCUGAAGACAUGCCGCUUAAGGAGGCACAUGAUAUUGGCGAGGCGCUUCAGAACAAGCUGGAGAGGCUGCCCGAGAUAGAGAGAGCGUUUGUUCACUUGGAUUACGAGGUGUCGCAUCGGCCUGAGCACCACCACCAUCUCUCCACGUUUGAUGUUGGGAAUGGAGUGUCUCCCAGUAGCUUUCCUAAUGACCCAAGGUCUCCAUGA